Molecule: messenger RNA, 333 nt
Organism: Pipistrellus nathusii (Nathusius's pipistrelle)
Lineage: Eukaryota; Metazoa; Chordata; Mammalia; Chiroptera; Vespertilionidae
Source: the annotation of a GenBank genome assembly
AUGUGGAGUGUUUUACAAAAUGUUCAGGUGGCCAGAAGAGCUUGUCAGCCCCAGGAGAACAGAAUUUUGCCAGCCAGCAGUGCCGUUUUGUGCCAACAGAGCAGGCCUCAUUUCCCUUGGCACUCAGACAUUAGUGCAAAAUUCCUGGGCAUGACUGCAGGUCCUCUGUCCCAGGAAGAAAGCAGAAAGUCCACCUUCCAAAAGGUUAGGACUCUGCUCGGUCGUUUAGGUCAUGAGUUAUUCCUAGGCCAGUUAAGAGCCAAAGAAUAUUCCGUUUUCCUUUACUUGCAGUUGAAAACCACAUUCAGUAGAGGUGCGUUUGAAGCUAGGUGA